Molecule: messenger RNA, 1534 nt
Organism: Nanorana parkeri
Lineage: Eukaryota; Metazoa; Chordata; Amphibia; Anura; Dicroglossidae
Gene: SLC30A6
Product: solute carrier family 30 member 6
Exons: 14
Coding region: 1-1503 (500 amino acids)
Biological process (GO): monoatomic cation transport; transmembrane transport
Cellular component (GO): membrane
Molecular function (GO): monoatomic cation transmembrane transporter activity
Source: RefSeq, a predicted model, not a curated record
AUGAGUGGAAAAGAGGACACCUGUUUCCUCAGAAAUGGGAAGAAUUGCCUAUGCUUCGUCGGAGGAUCUGCUCAUACUUUUCAUAAUGAUAUAUGUUUAUCUUGUUUACCAAAGGGGACCAUACACCUUUUCCGAAAGACGCAGCGCUCCCUGCUUGGCAAAUUAACGCAGGAGUUUCGUCUAGUGACUGCAGACCGCAGAUCAUGGAAGAUUUUGCUGUUCGGUGCCAUAAAUGUGGUUUGCACAGGAUUCUUACUCACAUGGUGCAGUUCUACAAACAGUAUGGCCCUUACUGCUUAUACCUAUUUGACAAUCUUUGAUCUCUUCAGUUUAAUAACCUGUUUUAUAAGCUAUUGGGUAAUGAUGAAAAAACACAGUCACACAUAUUCUUUUGGGUUUGAACGAUUUGAAGUGCUUGCAGUUUUUGCCUCUACAGUUUUGGCCCAGUUGGGUGCACUAUUUAUAUUAAAAGAAAGUGCUGAAAGAUUUCUGGAACAGCCAGAGAUACACACUGGCCGUCUUCUGGUGGGGACUUUUGUGGCUCUAUUUUUCAAUCUGUUCACCAUGCUUUCUGUUAGAAAUAAACCAUUUUGUUAUGUUUCAGAAGCUGCAAGCACAAGUUGGCUUCAGGAACAUGUAGCAGAUCUAAGUCGGAGUUUAUGUGGUAUUAUCCCGGGGCUGAGUAGUAUAUUCCUACCUCGGAUGAAUCCUUUUGUGUUAAUUUACAUUGCUGGAGCAUUAGCACUCUGCAUUACUUACAUAUUGAUUGAAAUUAACAACUAUUUUGCCAUGGAUACUGCAUCAGCUGUUGCAAUUGCUGUGAUGACUUUUGGUACAAUGUAUCCAAUGAGUGUUUACAGUGGCAAAGUUCUGCUCCAAACUACACCUCCUCAUGUGAUUGGCCAGCUAGACAAGCUGCUCCGAGAGGUCUCAACUCUGGAUGGGGUUUUGGAAGUCCGUAAUGAGCAUUUUUGGACUCUUGGUUUUGAUAGCAUGGCAGGGUCAGUCCACGUCAGGAUUAGGAGGGAUGCCAAUGAGCAGAUGGUACUCGCUCAUGUCACAAACCGACUCAGCACUUUGAUUUCAACUCUGACUGUGCAGAUCUUUAAGGAUGAAUGGGCAAGGCCAGUAUUGUCUUCUGGUGCAAUGCCACCCAAUAUGUUGAACAUCCCUGAUCAUCACAUUAUUCAGAUGCCAUCUUUGAAGACAUCCAGCGAUGAAUUAAGCCCAAUGACCUCCACACCAUCCAAACCGAGCAGUCCACCUCCAGAGUUUGCCUUCAAUACACCAGGCAAAAACAUCAACCCUGUCAUUCUUUCAAAUACACAAACAAAGCCAUAUGGCCUCGGACUUUAUGGAUCUUCUUCAUAUGGUGGUACAUUUAACCAAGGAUUUGGGGUGCCUGGUCUUGGCAGCACACAGGGUUUGCGAACUGGUUUUACUAAUGUUGCCAACAGAUAUGGAACAUACACUCCAUCACAGACAUCUCAGUUCAAACAAUGACUGCAGUUGUGUUUGAGAGUUUCUCACCUAU